Molecule: messenger RNA, 1232 nt
Organism: Struthio camelus australis
Lineage: Eukaryota; Metazoa; Chordata; Aves; Struthioniformes; Struthionidae
Source: RefSeq, a predicted model, not a curated record
GUUUUUGUAGCUGAAGGAAAAUGAUGGAAGAGAGUGGAAUAGAGACAACUCCACCUGGAACCCCCCCACCAAGCACAGGAGGGGCUGCUGCUGCCUCUGCUACGCCUAUCUCACUAGGAGUCCUUGAAGAUGCAUCUGAAUCUGCUUUAUCCAGUCCCCUUGCUACACCAAGCAUGUCGUCGUCGUCUGCAUACUCUCCGCCCUUGCCAGCUGCAGCAUCUCCAAUUCCUCCUAUGAUGACUUCAGCUCCUCUUCCAUUUGUGCCUUCUGCAACUGUUUCUACUAUUGCACCACCUCUGAGUCUUGCCCCAACUCCUGCUGCCCCUUCAGCUUUUAGUACCUCCAUGUCCCAGUUCUCUACACCUCCUCCAUUAAGCUCUACUCCUGGCCCUGGUCUUUCUGCACCACCCACUGGUCCCCCCAUUUCAGGAUUUUCCAUGACCUCAACCUAUGACAUUACCAGAGGUCAUGCUGGUCGAGCACCACAGAGCCCGCUGAUGCCAUCUUUUUCUGCACCUCCGGUCACAGGUGUUUUGGCAGAUCCUGUUACUCAACAAGCAACACUCUCAUCACCUUUGACUCCUGGGACUGUGAGUGGUUCCGCAAUCACUUUUCCUGAGGAGCAUGAAGACCCCAGAAUAUCUACUGCCCAGAGUGGAGCUCCUGGUGGAGGACUGUGGGGAUUUAUAAAGGGUGUAGCUGGGAAUCCCAUGGUGAAGUCUGUUCUUGAUAAAACCAAACAUUCAGUAGAAACCAUGAUCACAACACUGGAUCCUGGCAUGGCUCCAUAUAUCAGAACUGGGGGAGAACUAGACAUAGUGGUUACUUCUAAUAAAGAAGUAAAAGUCGCAGCAAUUAGAGAUGCCUUUCAAGAAGUCUUUGGAAUGGCUGUUGUUACUGGAGAGGCUGCACAGUCUAACAUUGCACCACAGCCUGUGGGCUAUGCCGCUGGAUUAAAAGGAGCCCAAGAAAGGAUAGACAGCUUGCGUCGAACAGGAGUAAUACAUGAAAAACAGCCUGCAGUAUCCGUAGAAAGCUUCAUUGAGGAAUUGCUUCCAGACAAGUGGUUUGACAUAGGAUGUCUGAUUAUUGAGGAUCCGGUUCAUGGAAUACGUCUGGAGGCUUUUACCCAACAUGAGCAUGUGGACUCUCAUCUAAAAGGCAAAGCAGACUUCCUCUUCUGCUUGUGCUAUUUUGACGAAGAUUUAGAGUUUCUGAAACAGAAAGAUUGA